Molecule: messenger RNA, 2782 nt
Organism: Lytechinus variegatus (green sea urchin)
Lineage: Eukaryota; Metazoa; Echinodermata; Echinoidea; Temnopleuroida; Toxopneustidae
Product: calcitonin gene-related peptide type 1 receptor-like
Exons: 13
Coding region: 122-1888 (588 amino acids)
Biological process (GO): cell surface receptor signaling pathway; adenylate cyclase-activating G protein-coupled receptor signaling pathway
Cellular component (GO): plasma membrane
Molecular function (GO): G protein-coupled peptide receptor activity
Source: RefSeq, a predicted model, not a curated record
UAUUUUCUUUUCAUUACAGGUAUUUGGUGUUUUGGGGACUGCCAAGGAGUAUUGGUUGUGAACUGAUUAGAUAUUACCUCAAACUUUACCAGGAUCAGAAUUGUCCACUACCAAUCCAGCAAUGGGGUUGAUCAGAUGGACCAUCUCUCUACGAAACGUUUUCAACACUGCCUUCAUCAUUGCCAUCGGUUGUGGUGUCCUGCUACAGGUCAGAGGACAAACCAUGGCGACAGAAGAGGAGUCUGAGCUUGAUAGCAACGGUCCGGUUUUCGGAGUAGAGCAUAAGAAUGCGGACCAGAAAGAGAAGCAUUUGUCAGUAGCAUAUGAUUGCAUGAUCAGAGAACUUGUCGAAAAGCCCCCGGACGACGGAGUGUAUUGCAAUCUUACUUUUGACUACUUUGACUGUUGGAACUAUACAUUGGCGGGAGAGGUCGCUGUUCAGCCUUGUCCGUGGUGGAUCCCAUCAUCUGAUUCUGAGCGAAAUGCGACCAAAAUCUGCAUGCCAAACGGCGAAUGGUAUGUAAACCCUUUUACAAACCAAACUUGGACCAACUAUUCAGCUUGUCAUCAUCCUGUCAAAGAAACCAAUGUGAUGAUUGUUUUCUACGUUGGAUACACCACUUCCAUCAUAGCGCUAUCGAUCGCUUUGUUCAUCUUCUUCCACUUCAAAUCGCUGAGCUGCCCUCGAGUGACGAUCCACAAGAAUCUCUUCUUUUCCUUCAUUUUUGACGCUCUUUUUCAAAUCACUUUCUUCGCCCUGGUCGCUAGCAACAAGGAAGUUAUUCAGAAUGACGGGGCAUAUUGUAAGGUUCAUAACGUCUUAAAGCAGUAUUUCCAGCUAUGUAAUUAUUUUUGGAUGCUGAGCGAAGGUCUUUAUCUCCAUACUGUGAUUGUAGUCGCUGUUUUCUCGGCAGAAAAUCACCAACUUGUUCCAUACUUUAUCAUUGGAUGGGCAAUUCCUAUUGUCCCAGCGAGUCUGUAUGCCGGAUUUGUAGCACAUUAUCCUCCCGGACCGUGCUGGGUCGGGGGCACAGUCUUCGAAUGGCUGAUAGCAGGAUUCGUCAUUUUUGUACUUGCGGUAAAUCUAAUCCUUUUAUUAAACAUUGUGAGAGUUUUAGUGACCAAACUACGAGCAACGCCUAUGGCUGGAUCAAAGAAUUAUACACGAGCUGUUAGAGCAACCCUCAUUUUACUACCCCUCCUCGGUCUUCAUUAUAUCAUCCUACCCGCUGCUCCUCCCCCUGGGCUUGCCGCAGACAUCUACUCCUACGUCAUGGCUCUCAUUCUCUCGUUUCAAGGUCUGUUCGUGGCUUGCAUUUUCUGCUUCUUCAACGGCGAGGUAAUGCAAACCGUGUCUAGGUGCCUCAAUAAUUUUGCCCUGACACACACCUCUUCUUCUCUCGGUUCGGCCGCCUGCCCUCCCCGUCAUACCAAAGUCAAAAUGCAAGUAAGGCGAAAGUGGUUUGCUCACCAUUGGUGGCGGAGAGACAGUGAUUUUAGAGGGCGCUAUGCCAACACCACCACAGUCACCGAAGCCUGUACUGUCACCGCACCCGUUAACAACCGGAUAAGCAGCGGUGACCAGGGCUGCCCUCUCCUCAAGAAAUCCCCAAAUUUUAUCGGCAACGGUGCCAUGCCCGGCGGAAGCCAACGAAGCAGUUGCAGCAGCGGCGGCAGCCUGGCGGUCAAGUACCGACCCGGAAGUGGCGCAAGUACAGUUUCAAAGACACCCGAGAUCGAGGAAAUCCCGGAGGUGAAAGUGGAAAAUUAUUCGUACAAAAUGAAUGGUGAUAUUGGAGACAAUGCUGCGAUGGAGGACGACUUAGUCGAUGUUGUGUCCCCUCUGAUGGAAAGUGUUGAAUUAAAUACGAGAACGACUGAAGUAUAGACAUGCUGGACGGAAGGACAGGUGGGAAAUUUUGGUUAAUCAAACGCAUGAUGUUGUGACAUUCGUUUAUCUGCCUCUAGUCACGUGAAACUAUCGGAGCUGGCGAACAACUUUUGAACCGUGAUUAUCGAGAAAAGCCUUCAUACAUAUACAUAGUAUACAUAUACAAAUAUAAAUAUUUAGUAGCUGUGACUCUUGGAACAUUGUGGUGCUGUGCAUCACAUCUAACUGGUAGUUUAUCUGACUUAUAGAUUGCAUUAUUUACUUAGGUAAAGAUUAAAAGUUUCGAAGUUCUAAGAACAUGGAAUGAAUCCGUAGAGUAAUAUUUAACUAUGUCCUUUACCAUAUCAUUGUAAAAAUAAGUGUAGAUUUGUUCCGUUGGAAGGGACACUUGUUGAUUUUGUUUAAGAAACAAAAUUAUUGUGAUAAAAGUUUAAACUUUUGUUCGUACUCCAUGUGCAAGCUUCUUCUAAGGCUGUACCUACAACGGUGCACAAAAGUUAGUCCACUCCACAAGAAAAUGAACAUAUUGAAAGUGUUCAAGUUCUGCAAUGUUUUAGAUAUUCAAUAGUGAAUUUAGGUGAUAAAACGUUACGUUUAAUAGAGUUUCUUUAUCUGGGCAUGCCGAAUAUUGUACGUGCUGCGGUCUACGUUUUACACUCAGCAUGAAGAAGUGUAUUUGUAGAGAAGUUCAACAGCUUUCAGGCUAUAUGUAAUCUGAUGAAUUUCCCAGAACGUCUAGCUAUGUAUCUUCCAAUGUCCAUUCGAAAUUACUAAAACCGAUGAGAAAUAGUUUAUUUAAUUUGUUAGGUUUUAUAUGCAUGUGCGCGCGCGCAAGAUUGACUCCUUGUUCUUUUAGUUGUUCGAUAUUGCGUUAUUUAUGGAAUUAUUUCC